AUGUCAGGCUUUUCACAAUCAAGUGUUUCUUCCCAAAAUUCUCGAGGAACCAAAAGGAAAUGGGUUCCAGAAGAAGAUGUUGUGUUGGUUGCUUGUAUGGUUGAUUUGCAUAAUGUUGGAACCUUUAAUGCAGAUACAGGAUUCAAGGUCGGUUAUUUAAAUGAACUGGAAAGAAUGUUAGAAAAUUUUUUACCCCAUGUUAUGUUGAAGGCUAAACCUAAUCUUGAAUCGAGGAUUAGGACAUUGAAAGGGGAUUGGGCAAUCGUUUAUGACAUGCUCAGUGAAAAAGACAAUAGCAGCUUUGCGUGGGACGAGCAUAGGCAGCUUGUUGUUGCUGAAGAUGUUGUGUGGGACUCAUAUAUAAAUAGUCAUAAAGAAGCUGGUCAAUUUAGACAUCGUAGUUGUCCUUAUUAUGACCAACUUACUGCCAUCUACAUAAUAGAUCGAGCCACUAGGAAAUAUGUUCAAACAACCGCUGAUAUUAUUGAAGAAAUAGAUGUUGAGGAUGUAGCUACUGCAAAUACUCAUACAGAAAGAAACAAUAUUCAUGGAUGCAAAGUUGAUGUUUGUAACACCCCUUACCCGCAUUCCUGA
This is a messenger RNA of Gossypium raimondii (Peruvian cotton), 594 nucleotides long. RefSeq names its product L10-interacting MYB domain-containing protein-like. NCBI's taxonomy places the organism in Eukaryota, Viridiplantae, Streptophyta, Magnoliopsida, Malvales, Malvaceae. The coding region runs from base 1 to 594 and encodes 197 amino acids. The transcript has 2 exons. The record is from RefSeq and is a predicted model, not a curated record.